AUGGACGUGCCUAAGCCUGGCAACUGGCCCGUGGAUCCCCAAGAGGAUCAAGAAAUACGGAAGGAUCGCAUCUGGGUUGAUGGUUGCUUCGACUUCGCACAUCACGGCCAUGCUGGUGCCUUACGACAAGCCCGACAACUGGGACACGAACUGUACGCUGGUCUCCAUUCAGACGAAGAGAUCUUGCAACACAAGGGUCCCACGGUCAUGACUCUAGAUGAACGAGUUGCUGCGGUGGACGCCUGUCGGUGGACGACCAAGUCCAUCCCCUAUGCCCCUUACGUGACAGCCUUACCUUGGAUCUCCCACUAUGGAUGUUAUUACGUGGUCCAUGGGGACGACAUCACUUCCGAUGCCGGUGGCGAAGACUGUUAUCGUUUUGUCAAAGCAGCCAACCGCUUCCUGGUGGUUAAGCGAACGCCGGGUAUUUCUACCACCGACAUUGUCGGCCGAAUGCUGCUUUGUACUAAGACACACUUCAUCAAAUCUUUGCAGGACGAACUUCAAGGCAAGACGGACGGCGCCGUCAAUCCCCAGAAGGCAGCCGCGGGUGCCGAGAUGCUGCAGAGAAUCAGAGACUACGCUACAGACGAGACUGCUCUCAACCCAGGUUCUGAAGUCUGGACCUGGGCCGCUGGGGAACGGGAAACCCUAGGGAAUCAAGAGACCAUCGCGGGGUCGUUCCAGCAACUCGUUGCCGGCAAUGGUCCCAAGCCUGGUCAACGCAUAGUCUACGUGGAUGGAGGCUUCGACCUCUUUUCUUCAGGACACAUUGAAUUCCUCAAGCGAGUCGACCGGGCCGAGAAUGGCGAAGCAUAUGUUGUGGCGGGAGUACACAAUGAUGAUGUGAUCAACCACUGGAAAGGAUUGAACUACCCCAUAAUGAACAUCUUCGAGCGCGGGCUGUGUGUUUUGCAAUGUCGAUAUGUCCAGGCGGUCGUCUUUGGAGCACCAUACUCGCCAUCCAGACCUUACCUGGAAGCACUGCCACUGGGAAAGGUUGCCGCCGUGUACCAUGGGCCUACAGAUUUUAUGGGCUCACCGUUCGAUCCGUACAAGGACGCCAGAGAAUUGGGCAUUCUGCGUGAGAUCCCGAAGCAUCCCUAUUCUCACGUCAAUGCGGGAGAGAUUGUCAUGCGAAUCAUGAAGGGGCGCCAGGCUUUUGAGGAGCGACAAAGGAGGAAAGGCGAAAAGGCCGUCGGGGAAGAAGCCGCACGUGAACGAGAGCUUCUUGAACAGGAACAAGCAGUCAUAGAGACGAAACGAAGAGCUCUGUCGAGCUGA
Messenger RNA from Capronia epimyces CBS 606.96, 1284 nucleotides. RefSeq names its product ethanolamine-phosphate cytidylyltransferase. Lineage: Eukaryota; Fungi; Ascomycota; Eurotiomycetes; Chaetothyriales; Herpotrichiellaceae. Gene Ontology annotation, cellular component: cytoplasm. The transcript is spliced from 3 exons. Gene Ontology annotation, biological process: phosphatidylethanolamine biosynthetic process. The coding region runs from base 1 to 1284 and encodes 427 amino acids. The record is from RefSeq and is a predicted model, not a curated record. Gene Ontology annotation, molecular function: ethanolamine-phosphate cytidylyltransferase activity.